AGCCAAGUAAUGUAGUUGCUGGUGCACAUCCAGUCAGCUGCGUGCAAAUGAAAUUUUUGUACGUAGAAAAAGUGAGGUGAUGCUUUUCUUGUGUUUAUCUCUACAUUUAUGUACGCGAGAGUCGCGGCAGAGACGAGAUACUCUUCCUAAUCAGUGGACCUAUAGACAGCAACAACUUCUGCCACAAUUCAGUGUACUGGAGGAGUGUCUCGCGUGAGGGGAUUUAUUGGAUUUAUCGCGGGUUUAUCAGCUCUCCGGAUUGGCCAAAAAUCGUUCGAUUCGGAUACUUCCCUAAGACUCCAAGAUGGAUUUUGAUCGAGUUUUGGAUGAAAUUGGGGAAUUUGGCAAAUUUCAACUGACCAAUUACCUGUUGAUUUGUCUUCCUGUCUUUUUUGGUGCUGCCAACAGUUUAUCAUAUGUAUUUACAGCCGGUGUUCCCAAUUACAGGUGCUUUGUGCCCAAUUGUGAUGAUCCGCAUCAGCCAAAUUACGAUGAAUCUUGGAUGCAUUAUGCUGUGCCAGGAAAAACGGAUUCAAAUGGAAUUUUUACACCUGAACAGUGCAAAAUUUUUAUUCAGAACAAUAUGACUAUGAGUAGGGGAUAUUCUGUACCGACUUUUGAGGAAUGUUCUCCUGAGAUGUUCACGAGUAAAGAGGAUGAGUGCAGUAGAUGGGUUUUUGACAAAUCGGAAAAGACAAUAGUAGAAGAAUGGUCUAUCACAUGUAUGUCAAAUCAUUGGAAAUUAAGUCUGGUCGGUACAAUGCACUUCCUGGGAAUUGUAUCAGGCUCAUUUAUCUUUGGCGUUUUAGCUGAUAGAUACGGACGCAAAAUUGUGCUUAUUCUCAGUAUUUUAUUCAUGUCUAUCACGGGAAUUGGUCAGGCAUUAUCAGGUGAUUACAUUACAUUUAUCGUGUUUGCCUACCUCAAUGCUGUUGGGACUUCGGGUGUCUAUCCACUGGCAUUCAUUCUUGGCGUCGAGAUGGUCGGUAGGAGUAAGCGAGAGAUGUCAGGGAAUGUCCUAAAUUAUUUCUAUGCAUUGGGAGAGGCUGCUGUAGGACUUGUGGCCUGGUUGAGUGGGAAUUGGGUAACAGUUCAAUUGGCUGUUUCAGCACCACCACUCCUCUUUGCUCUCUACUACUGGAUUGUUCCGGAGUCGGUGAGAUGGCUCCUUGCCAAGAAGCACACGCACAAAGCGGGUAGAAUCAUCAAGAGAGCGGCGAAAGUCAAUGGAGUGGUUCUUUCAGACUCAAUUCUUGCCACUUUUGUGGACAAUGAAGAUGGAAUGAGUGAUUCGAAAGAGGGCAUGGUAGGACAGUCGGAAAAACCUCCAUCUCAAAUUGCAGUGAUGAAGGAGGCAUUAAAGUCAAAGACCCUCAUGAUAAGAUUUGUCAUUCUCAUUUACAAUUGGAUCACCAAUGCUUUUGUCUACUACGGAUUGUCACUGAACUCCACGAGUCUCAGUGGGAACAAAUAUUUGAAUUAUGCCCUCGUCUGCCUCAUCGAAAUCCCCGGAUAUACUCUUGCUUGGAUUGCAAUGAAUAAGAUUGGUAGAAGAUGGUCACUGGGACUUUCCCUGCUACUCUGUGCAGUGACGUGCUGUACUGGGGCAUUUAUCGAUGCAGAUCUCAUAUGGGCUGUUGUGUCACUAUUCCUUGUUGGAAAACUAGGAAUAACAAUAUCCUUUUCAGUUCUCUACACUUACAGUGCAGAAAUGAUUCCUACGGUUAUUCGAAGUGCAGGAGUUGGCGCUUUGUCUACAAUGGCAAGAUUUGGCGCUAUGAUGGCUCCUUUCGUUCCUCUUCUUGGUCUCUAUGUCAAACCACUACCCUUAAUACUCUUCGGGAUUCUUUCAUUAUUCGGAGGAAUCACGGCGUUCUUAUUCCCAGAAACCCUGAAGAAAAAGCUACCGGAUACCGUGGAAGAAGCAGAAAAUUUAGGUAAGACAGACAAUGAUAUUGAGCUACAAUCGUCAUCUUUUAAGGAGAGUUGAUUUUUUAAAAUCGAGUAGAUUUUUUUAAAGGUCAAUUGAUAAGACAUAUCAAUGGUAUAUUUUUAUAUAACAUUAUUUUUUUGUUGAGAAAUUUAUAGCUAUAUCAUGAGCUAAAGAUUUGUGAGACUUUGAAUUAUAAUGACGGAUUUUUAAUUUGGCUAAUUUUUUUACACUAAAACUUGUUCAUGCUAAUAUAAAUGAUUUUGCUAUCUCGCAAACAUUAAUUUGAUAUUAAAAGGCAAACAAACAAAUAAUGGAGUUUGUUUGCAUUCUCAAGACCUAAUAUUUAUAUAGAAGCAAUUGUUUGAAAAAUCCAAAUAAUAUUUAUUGCAAAUUGUGUAAAUAUUUAGAGAGAAAUGAAAAAUAUACCCUUCAAUGUAUAUUCAGUUAAUAUUCCACCAAGACAGACCAAAUAAAAGCCGAAUUUAUCUACUCAGCAAAA
Phlebotomus papatasi is the source of this 2432-nucleotide messenger RNA. RefSeq names its product organic cation transporter protein. Gene Ontology annotation, biological process: transmembrane transport. Gene Ontology annotation, cellular component: membrane. The coding region runs from base 305 to 1990 and encodes 561 amino acids. The record is from RefSeq and is a predicted model, not a curated record. Gene Ontology annotation, molecular function: transmembrane transporter activity. Lineage: Eukaryota; Metazoa; Arthropoda; Insecta; Diptera; Psychodidae. The transcript is spliced from 14 exons.